Meloidogyne enterolobii is the source of this 696-nucleotide messenger RNA. Lineage: Eukaryota; Metazoa; Nematoda; Chromadorea; Rhabditida; Meloidogynidae. The record is from the annotation of a GenBank genome assembly.
AUGUUUUUUGUAAUUUUAUUUCCCGGUCAGUUUUUUUCUAAUUUCAAAACUGUCACUGCAGAAAACAAUAUUGGAGCAACUCCAGCAACCUCAAUUUCCUCCCCUUCAACUUUGGAAAAAUCUAAAAAUGUACCAACAUCGAGAAGUCGAUUUGAUAGUGGAAAUUCUGAUGCUUCUUGUGCUACUGAUUUAAAUCUCAGCGAUGAAGAAUUUGUUGCUACUACAGCAGAACAUUUAAUAUCCGCGGCUUCUAAAAAAUACAAACGUUCGUUGAGGUUGUCUAGUGAUCAAUUGAAACUGUUAAAUUUGGAGUAUGGUUCAAAUGAUGCUAGAUUUAGUAUAACAACUAAAUUCCAGGGAACUGCUUGGUGUAGUUGUCACAUUUAUUUACUUCGUUGGUGUGAUAAAUUGGUAAUUUCUGAUAUUGAUGGAACAAUAACCAAAAGUGACGUUCUCGGCCAUGUAAUACCUGCAAUUGGGGGAACUUGGGCACAUUCUGGUGUUGCGGAACUUUAUACAAGAAUUAAAAACAAUGGGUUAGUAGUCUUUUUUGUGAACCUUAUUGUUUUUAAAAUUUUUUUUUGGAAAAUUUUUUUAGAAAAAAUUUUUUUGUUAUUUUUUUCAAAAUUUUUUUAUGUUUUCUGGAAAAAAUUAUUUAAUUUUUUUGACUAAAAUUUCCUGUGGAAUCAAAAAAAA